AUUAACAUGAACUAUAGUAUAUAUUUGCCUUCUUUUAACAGUGAAAUAUACACAAAACUAAAUAUGCGUCAUAUAAUGUAAAAGAAAUGUGAUAUUCAGUUUACUGAAUUCUUAUUAAAACUGCUGAAACUCCAGUUUACAUAAAUCAUCAAGGAAAAUAUUAAAAAAACACAAAAAAUGGAAAAUAUAACUGACAUAGUCAACAUUGAUCAGACAUAUCAACAACCUAUUCAAUCUUCAACGAAUGUAUCACACGAAACUGCAAUUCGGAAUGUGCUUGAGAAUGCAUUUAACUCGCAGACCGAAGCUUAUAAUGAUGAAAAGGAGCGUAUUAAAGUUAUUAUUAUUGAAGAAAUUACAGAGCGCAAGUCCAACUUACUUCAAGUUAAAAAUUGUAUAGAGAGGGAAUAUGAGAAAUCUCUCAGUUCCAUUGAUAAUGCAUAUAUCGAACAAAAAUACAUGAAAUACUGCACAGAGCUUUGGAUGGAAAAAGUAACAGCCCUAGUACAAGCAACAACUGAGUGUAAUGAUACCAAACUAAUUCAAACAAUAUUAAGUUCAAUAGAUAAAAUUAAAACGUUAAGUGACAUUCCUGAAUCAUUCAAGCAACUUGAAUAUUAUAAAAAUUUAGUAGAUCAUUAUCAUUUCAUAAGUGAAAACAAGAAAAAAAAUCUUAUAAUUUCUUCAAAUGAAAGUGACACAUACUUGCACUUGCGCGCACUAAAUCAACGUAAUAGUCCAACAGCAAAAGUGCACACCAACAACAACAAUAAUAACAACUACAACAACAACCAAGUGCCAUUAAAUCCAUUAAAAAGCCAGGUCCAGUCUCAGUAG
This is a messenger RNA of Teleopsis dalmanni, 837 nucleotides long. RefSeq names its product integrator complex subunit 11 homolog. NCBI's taxonomy places the organism in Eukaryota, Metazoa, Arthropoda, Insecta, Diptera, Diopsidae. The coding region runs from base 178 to 837 and encodes 219 amino acids. The record is from RefSeq and is a predicted model, not a curated record. The transcript has 4 exons.